AUGAGGUACACAAACGUUAUUCCUCGCGAUAACACUUUUGGCAUAAAGGCAGAUGACGGUUCCUGGACGGGCAUGCUAGGAAUGGUACAGAGAAGGGAAGCAGACAUCGCCAUUGGUCCCUUCGGUCUCUCGCUCACCCGCGCUGAGGCGGUAGACUUCUCCUGGCCGCUAUGGUACGAAAGCUCGCGGAUACUAGCUGGUCGUGGGCGUCCAGAGAUCGACCCGUGGGGCUUCGUGCAGCCCCUUGCGCCUCUGGUGUGGGUUGGCAUCCUUGCGGCGAUGCUGGCCGUGCCUCUGGUGGAGUUCCUGUUCUCAUGGUUGCUCUCUGUCCGGAACUCUGCUUGGAGCAACUGGUUGCUCAACACAUUGGAUUUUGCCUUUGUACUAUUGCAACAAGAUCCGUACCUACCCAUGAAGUGGUGGUGGGAGCGGGUGGUGAUGCUGGUGUGGAUGAUGGUGACGCUGGUGCUGACGCAGAGCUACGCCGGCAACCUCAUGGCUCUCCUGGCUGUCAGACACAUCCCUCAGCCCUACCAGUCCCUCCAAGACGUGCUCGACGACCCGUCAGCGGUGGUCAUCACACAGAGCAACACAAUAAACACCGAGUAUUUCCGGGUUGUCAAAUCGGGAUUAUUGUAUGAAGUAGCAAACCUGGUGACCAAGAAUCGCCUUAUAUUCAAGAGCCAGGUGGAGUACCCAGAGCUGGUGGGGUCCCUGCUGAAGAGUGGUCGCCACGUUCUCUUUGAUGUCAGCCACUUGCUCAGAAAUCUAAUGGCUAAAGAUUAUUCAAGAACAGGAGUUAUGAGAACCAGAAACGAAGAAGAGAGCAAGAACGAAGAAGAGAACUUGAACGAAGAAGAGAGCAAGAACGAAGAAGAGAACUUGAACGAAGAAGAGAGCAAGAACGAAGAAGAGAACUUGAACGAAGAAGAGAGCAAGAACGAAGAAGAGAACUUGAACGAAGAAGAGAGCAAGAACGAAGAAGAGAACUUGAACGAAGAAGAGAGCAAGAACGAAGAAGAGAACUUGAACGAAGAAGAGAGCAAGAACGAAGAAGAGAACUUGAACGAAGAAGAGAGCAAGAACGAAGAAGAGAACUUGAACGAAGAAGAGAGCAAGAAUGAAGAAGAGAGCAAGAAUGAAGAAGAGAGCAAGAACGAAGAAGAGAGCAAAAAAGAAGAAGAGAGCAAGAAUGAAGAAGAGAGCAAGAAUGAAGAAGAGAGCAAGAAUGAAGAAGAGAGCAAGAACGAAGAAGAGAGCAAAAAAGAAGAAGAGAGCAAGAAUGAAGAAGAGAGCAAGAAUGAAGAAGAGAGCAAGAACGAAGAAGAGAGCAAAAAAGAAGAAGAGAGCAAGAAUGAAGAAGAGAGCAAGAAUGAAGAAGAGAGCAAGAACGAAGAAGAGAGCAAAAACGAAGAAGAGAGCAAGAAUGAAGAAGAGAGCAAGAAUGAAGAAGAGAGCAAGAAUGAAGAAGAGAGCAAGAAUGAAGAAGAGAGCAAGAAUGAAGAAGAGAGCAAGAACGAAGAAGAGAGCAAGAAAGAAGUCAG
This is a messenger RNA of Procambarus clarkii (red swamp crayfish), 1544 nucleotides long. Lineage: Eukaryota; Metazoa; Arthropoda; Malacostraca; Decapoda; Cambaridae. The record is from RefSeq and is a predicted model, not a curated record.